Phaethon lepturus (White-tailed tropicbird) is the source of this 2254-nucleotide messenger RNA. RefSeq names its product poly (ADP-ribose) polymerase family, member 8 (gene PARP8). The record is from RefSeq and is a predicted model, not a curated record. Lineage: Eukaryota; Metazoa; Chordata; Aves; Phaethontiformes; Phaethontidae. Gene Ontology annotation, cellular component: nuclear envelope; intracellular anatomical structure; membrane. Gene Ontology annotation, molecular function: NAD+ poly-ADP-ribosyltransferase activity; protein serine/threonine kinase activator activity; kinase binding. The transcript is spliced from 22 exons. The annotation marks the transcript as partial. Gene Ontology annotation, biological process: endoplasmic reticulum unfolded protein response.
AUGACGGUCCUUAGCUUCCCUGACCAUCUGGGGAGUGGUUCCAUGCGGCACAAGGAUAAUACUUACGUUUCCAGUUCUGAUAACGAUGAAGACGUGUUAGUUACAACAGAGCCAAUUCCAGUAAUUUUCCACCAAAUCGCUACAGAAUUAAGAAAAACCAGUGAUGUCAACUGUUGCUUAUCCAUAAAAUCAAAAUUACAGAGGGAGAAUGGAGAGGAAUCACAGCACAACAGCACAGUUGAAGAAGACUCUGAAGGAGAUAAUGAUUCUGAGGAAUUUUAUUAUGGAGGACAGGUUAGCUACGAUGGAGAACUUCACAAGCACCCACAGCUGGAGGCUGAUUUGACAGCAGUGAGAGAGAUCUAUGGACCUAAUGCAGUAUCUCUCAGGGAAUAUGGAGCCAUUGAUGAUGUAGAUAUUGACCUGCAUAUUGAUGUUAGCUUUCUUGAUGAAGAGAUUGCUGUGGCUUGGGAUGUAAUUCGCACAGAGCCGAUAAUAGUGCGAUUACACUGUUCACUUACACAGUACUUACAUGGUCCAGUGCCAACUGUGGAUGUAUUUCAGAUCUCUACUAAGGAAAGAUUUGGGCUGGGACAUCAGCUGAAAAAAAUCAUGCAGACAUUUGUUACACAACAGUGGAAGAACAGCAAAGAGAAAUCUAAUUGUACGCACAAUAAGAAGGUGUCUGACAAAAAGGUGAAAUCCCCUCUGCACAUCUUUUCUACAUUGCGCAGGUCGCCAAGUUAUCCUCCACCUGGCUGUGGUAAAAAUAAAUCAAAACUGAAAUCAGAACAGGAUGGCAUCUCUAAAACUCACAAGCUGCUGAGAAGGACUUGCUCUAGCACAGUGAAGACAGAGGAUGUGUGUGCCACAAAAUCUCACAGAACCUUUGGUCGCUCGCUGUCGAGUGACCCUAGGGCUGAACAGACAAUGACUAUUAAAUCGCACAAACUGUUGAACCGUUCUUGCUCUGCAGCCGUGAAGCAGGAGGAGUGCAUCACUUUAAAGCCCCAUAAGUUGUUAAGUAGAUCAUGUUCUGGGGACCCUCGAUGUGAGCACAACAGCACCUUGAAGCCCCACAAACUUUUAAGUAGGUCCUACUCCAGUAAUCUUAGAAUGGAAGAAUUGGAUGGAUUGAAGAAUCAAAAGUUACUCAGCAAGACUUGCUCCAAUGCCCCUAAAUCAUCCAAAAUGGAGCCUUUCAAGGAGUCCAACAUAGCUGAGAGCAGGAGGCUCUCUCUUACCUCAGGGCUUAUUGGUAUCUUAACACCAUCUUCAUCAUCACCCUCACAAGCUGCUCAAAAUUAUGGUGCAAAAUGCAUUCCAGUACAAGACCGUGGCUUUCUUGUGCAGACUAUUGAAUUUGCUGAGCAGCGGAUACCAGUGUUGAAUGAAUACUGUGUAGUUUGUGAUGAACCCCAUGUGUUUCAGAAUGGCCCUAUGCUGAGGCCCACAGUUUGUGAACGAGAGCUCUGCGUAUUUGCUUUCCAAACAUUAGGAGUGAUGAAUGAAGCUGCUGAUGAAAUUGCAACUGGGGCUCAGGUGGUUGAUCUGUUAGUGUCCAUGUGUCGGUCUGCAUUAGAGUCACCUCGGAAAGUUGUCAUUUUUGAGCCAUAUCCUUCUGUAGUUGAUCCUAAUGAUCCUCAGAUGCUGGCCUUUAAUCCCAGGAAGAAGAAUUAUGACCGAGUCAUGAAAGCAUUGGACAGUAUCACAUCUAUUAGAGAGAUGACACAGGCACCUUACUUGGAAAUAAAGAAGCAGAUGGAUAAACAAGACCCACUUGCACAUCCUCUUCUACAAUGGGUUAUUUCUAGUAAUAGAUCACAUAUUGUGAAGCUACCGGUGAAUAGGCAACUAAAGUUUAUGCACACUCCCCACCAGUUCCUACUUCUCAGCAGUCCACCAGCCAAAGAAUCCAAUUUCCGAGCUGCUAAAAAUCUCUAUGGAAGUACGUUUGCAUUUCAUGGUUCCCACAUUGAAAAUUGGCAUUCCAUCCUGAGGAAUGGCUUAGUUGUUGCUUCCAAUACGAGGCUGCAGCUCCAUGGUGCAAUGUUUGGAAGUGGAAUCUACCUUAGUCCAUUGUCAAGCAUAUCAUUUGGUUACUCAGGGAUGAACAAGAAGCAGCAGAAGGUGUCAGCUAAAGAUGAACCAGCUUCAGGCAGUAAGGGCAGUAAUACAUCACAGUCACAGAAGAAAGGACAGCAGUCACAAUUUUUGCAAAGCCGUAACUUAAAAUGCAUAGCCUUAUGUGAAG